Messenger RNA from Rubroshorea leprosula, 964 nucleotides. Lineage: Eukaryota; Viridiplantae; Streptophyta; Magnoliopsida; Malvales; Dipterocarpaceae. The record is from the annotation of a GenBank genome assembly.
CUCUGCUGUUGAAGGUUUCUUAAGCUCUCACCGCAUACAGGGUUGCACAGAAGGAUUAUGCAUUUAUCAACCGGGGAAUGGCUCUUUGUUUUCGCUGAAAACUUUAUGUUUGCCACCCAUGAAGCGACUUAAAUAUCUGACAUUGAUGGGCGCAAGUAUGCAAGAAGUGAAGACCGAGUGGGAUGAGGAAGGAAGAAAGAAACAGACACAGUAUGACUUUCAAACGUCUGUGAUUGCAAGUGAAAGAAACUUCUACGACUUGCGGAGGGUCGACAUAUAUGAUUGCCCAAAUUUAAAGGACAUUACAUGGAUCAUUUGGGCCCCAAAUCUGACAAGUCUCUUUGUGUCUUGCUGCAAUAGUAUGGAAGAAAUAAUUAGUGAGGGUGGAGUUGCAGCGAUGACCGGGAAUCUUGUCUCGUUUGACAAACUCCAAAUUCUGGUUCUAAUUUGUCUGCUAGAAUUGAGGAGUAUCCACAGUUUUGCACUUUCCUUCCCUAGUUCGGUUGCAAUUAGAGUAGAUUAUUGUCCAAAGCUGAGGAAACUUCCACUUAGAUCCAACAGCGCAGGGGGUAGAAUCAUCAUUAGAGGAGCCGGGAGCGCAACAGUGGUGGAAUGAGCUAGAAUGGGAGGAUGAAUCCGCACGGGACACUUUUCUUCCGUCUUUCCAACGUACAUCUUAAAUUGCUUCAAAGCAGGAUGAAUCCACAGGGAACCCUACUUUCACUCUUCUCAGUGUCUUGUUUUUAUUUUUUUGGUCUCCGUCCGUGUCUUGUUUGGCUUGUUGGUGUGUACUGAAUGAAUAAAAAUUAUGACAAUGGUAUGUCAUGGUACUCUUUUAUUUUAAAUUCAAAGAAAAAAAAUGCACUAUUUUAUUUUACCUUAUUUAAGCUUUUUUUCUUUUUUCUGAAAUCGGUGUGUAAUGUUUGACAAUUGAUGUGGUGUACAAUAAAAAAAUAAUUAUUAA